Prorocentrum cordatum is the source of this 1626-nucleotide messenger RNA. Lineage: Eukaryota; Dinophyceae; Prorocentrales; Prorocentraceae. The record is from the annotation of a GenBank genome assembly.
AUGUCGCUGCCGUCCGCCGAGGAGGCGAGGGCGGCGCCCGGCGCCGCCAGGCAGGUGGUGCAGGGGCUGGUGCGCGAGUCCCUGCAGGAGGCCUGGCGGCACGAGCACGACACGGAGGAGUUCUUGUCGGAGUUGGGCGCCCUCGUCGGGCUGCACCUGUCCGCCCUGGCGGACCCCGGCGAGGGCACCUUCGCCGGCGCCGCGCAGGAGCACGAGGAGGCGUGCGCCGCCUGCCUGAAGCUCGCCCGCAACCUCUGCGCCGGGCGCCCGCGCGUGCAGGACUUCUGGUGGCGCAGCGGGACCGUGGAGGCGCUCAUCGCGCGGCUGAGGGAGGACGCCAGGCUCCCCGACGAGCGCGACCCUGCGUGGUGCGAGGCCGUGCCCAGCUUCCUCACCAACGCCGUGGCCGCCAACGAGGCGCUGAGGGUCCGCGCUGUCGGCUCUCGCGGGCGGCCGGAGCUCGCGUUCAUGCUGGUGCAGACGCUGCUUCCUGCACCAGACCCCGCGGGCGGCGCCGCGCCGCAGCCGCUGGCGCUGCUGUCCGACACGGAGGACGGCCACUGCGUGCUCUUCGUGCUCGCCUCGCUGCUGUUCCGCGGGGGCAUGUCCGAGAGCCGGGAGGCGGUGAGCGAGAGGGCGUGGGAGUGGGCUUCCAUCUUCAUGCAGUCCCUGCUGACGUCGGGGGGGUUCGUCCCCGCGUACCUCGGGGUGCAGCGGCUGACGGUGGAGACGCUGCACGCGUUCUGGUGCUCCGCCGUCGGGCUCCCCACGGGCGUCAAGGCCACGGCGCCCGCCGGCGUGCUCGAGCGGCUCGUCGGGCGCCUGUGCCACCGCUCGGAGGUGCUCGGGCUGUUCUGGCACUCCGUGAGCGGCCUGGACUCGCCCCCGGUCGCCGAGGCGCUGCUGGCCGACCCUGGUCUCGAGGACGUGGCCGCGCGGGAGCUCGCCGGGUCGCUUGCGGCGCUGGCGCGGGAGUGGGGCCUCGCCUGGCGCCCGCCGGCCCCGGUGCCCACGGAGGCGUGCCUGGCUUUCGGCGUGCAGGAGAGCGAGGUCGACGUCCGCCUGCUGGCGGCUGGCGCCGAGGAGGCGGAGGGCCGCGGCGUCGUCUUCGGCCAGUUGCUCUCUGCCCUGGUGACCCUGUCCGGCGGCCCUGCGGCAGGCCGCUUUCCCGCGCGCCUGGCGGCGGUCUGCCUGGCAGCCUGCGUGUCCUUCCUGGACGCCCUGCACCGCCUGCGCUUCGGGGAGAAUGUGGAGGAGUCCGUGGCGAAGAAGGCGAAGCCGCCUCCGGAGGCCGUGGAGGCCUCGAGGGCCUGCUCGCUGAUCGACCAGGUGCGCCUGUGCGCCAACCUGCUGUACGAGAGGCGCGCGGCCCAGGAUUUUGUCCGGCACAUAGGAGGCCUGCGCGUGCUCCUCUGCCACUGCUACGCGGACGGGGAGCUGCCCCUGCUGAGGGAGGUGGGCGUCUUUGCGGUGCGCAACGCGUCGCACGGCAACGCGGAGAACCAGGGGGUCAUGAGGGAGCUGCUGGCGUCCCGCGCGGGCGACGGGCCAUCCGCCGACGUGUUCGACCCCGUGAGCGGGGACCUCGUGUUGGCGGAGGCCGAGGCCGGCCUCGCACAGGACUGA